AUGAUUAAAAACAUUGGCAAGUUCAAGCAGUGGACAGGCGAAAAGAUUGGCAAGGCUCAAAAGACUCGGAUGGACGAGGACUUUAAUGGACUCCAAACCGAGACCGAGGCCCAGCGAGUCUCCCUCGACAAACUACAUGAAUCCUCCCAUGCAUACCUCAAGGCCAUGAGUAAACGAGUCGAAGGUGAUGACAAGUCCAAACGACUGGCGAUCGAGACAUUUGGUAUCAGCAUGUCCGACCAGAGUUAUACCCUUCCUGAAGGUUUAUCCUACAGAGAAGCCCUUCACCAAAUGGGCGAUGCUCACCAGAGUAUUGGUGCUGCACAAGGCGAAUUGAUUAUUCGAUUGGGCAGCUCAUAUAUUGAAUGUCUGGAGAGGGCUCAGGCUCAGAUGAAGGAGUACCAGGCCAUGCAAAAAAAGCUGCAUUCCAGGCGCCUCGACUAUGAUGCCAAACUGGCCAAGGUUCAAAAGGCCAAGAAGGAAAAGCCCGAGUGGGAGGAGGAGAUGCAGGCCGCCAAGGCAAAAUAUGAAGAGACGCGUGAAUGCGUUCUCGGAAUAAUGUCCGCGAUUAGUGAAUCUCAGGACGAUAAUGUUAUCAGCCUGAAGGCAUACUAUGAUGCCCAGCUUGCUUAUGCCCGCAGGAUGGUCGAGAUUCUCGAGGCUGUCCCCGAGAGCACGUUUGCAGUAUCGCCAAGUACAUCCCAGACCAGCCAUGAACGCAAGGUCUAUCGACAGAGCUCCUUUGACCCCGAGGAGGAACAAUCCGACCACUCAGACGACCAUUACAGCAUCCACACGGUUCCUACUCCUACUACUGCUACCCCUACCACAGGAAGACACCAACAACUCUAUCGCGCACCUUCAUUUUCAGACGUUCGCCAGCAGAAUACCUUCAACUCUAACCAGCACCCGGGCAGUAACGCUGACCUCAGUCGGCCCACGUCAUAUUUGGUACCCAAUGGAACCUCAGUCAGGAAGAACAGCACAGGGAUGAACAAGGCAAAUGUACACCCAGCAAGUUCAGCCUCUGCACCAGCAGCAGCAGCACCGCUACCAGUGCGUGAGAAAGCAUGCAAACAAGUCAGGGCACUGUACAACUUUGAUGCGACUGCCGAAGGCGAGUUGUCAUUGCGCAAGGGCGAUGUUGUCAGGAUCAUUGAGGAAAUUGACGAGGGCUGGUGGGAAGGCGAGCUGGUGGAUGCGAGUGGAGGACGGUGUGAGGGCAUGUUCCCGUCCAAUUAUGUUGAGGAGAUUGAGCAGCCUCAAUUGCCACAUCGCCAAGGAUCGAUACACUCCAGCUCGGAUUCGACCCGGUACAACGAUGUAGAAGAGAAGGUGUACUAUGCGCGUGCAACAGCAGCGGCAGAAUCAUCCCCGCUGUACGAGGAACCUGAACCAAGUUUCGCGGAAUCUGAGCCUGAGAUUGAACCUGUUCAAGUUCCAGCAGCAAGACGAGCACCACCGCCACCUAUGGUUCGCCAACAGUCGUUUACAGUGCCACUUGCUCGUGCGACGCCACCACCCAGUCGACCUGCUUCGGGGAUGGCGACGACUAGCAAGGCAGUUGGAUCCAGGAUGGCGCCUCCUCCACCACCGACUCGUCGUGUAGGAGGGUCUGUAGAUAUGACGACUCGACCUCCAUCGGGAAUGAACGUGGUGACGACACCUCCGACGGGUUCUGCAGCGACGAUGACGGGAUACAACAAUAGUAAUAAUAAUAACAACCGAGUGUCACCGAUACCAGCAACGCCCAAUGGUCACGGUCAUGGAUAUGGACAAGGACAGGGACAAGGACAAGGAGGAUAUCUGCCGAGAGAGUGUCUAGGACAGAGGCAGGCGAGUGUGUCGUCGAUGGGUGUGUGUAGGGAGUGUCAGUGCGAUGAGUUUACGGCGAAUGUGUUUAAGCCUGGGUCGUGCAACAACUGUUUCCACGCCCAUUAG
Messenger RNA from Linnemannia hyalina, 1941 nucleotides. NCBI's taxonomy places the organism in Eukaryota, Fungi, Mortierellomycota, Mortierellomycetes, Mortierellales, Mortierellaceae. The record is from the annotation of a GenBank genome assembly.